GCGGUUGGGCUGCCGGCGGAGGCGGGCGCUGCGGCGGCCCCUGGGUGGUGGCGGCGGCGGUAGCGGCGGCAGCGGCCGGGCCGGGCCGGGGGCAGCGCCAUGGCCAAGUGGGGGCAGGGGGACCCGCGCUGGAUCGUGGAGGAGCGCGCGGACGCCACCAACGUCAACAACUGGCACUGGACGGAGCGGGACGCGACCAGCUGGUCGAAGAACAAGCUGAAGGAGGUGCUGGUGGGGCUGGUGGUGGAGGGCGAGGCCGGGCGCUGCGAGAUCAGCGACCUGAAGCACGUGGAAGGCGAAGCGUCCUGCAACAGCCGCAAAGGGAAGCUCAUCUUCUUCUACGAGUGGAACCUGCGCCUCGGCUGGAGAGGUACAGUGAAAGAGUCUGGUGAGAAACAUAAGGGAUCUGUUGAAAUUCCUAACCUGUCAGAAGAAAAUGAGGUAGAUGAUACAGAGAUCAAUGUUAGCAAAAAGAAAGGGGAAGGUGAUGUUCUGAAGGACCUUAUGAGAACUGAAGGAACCACAAAAGUCAGAGAGGCCCUGAGAGAUUAUCUGAAAGCACUUAAAACAGAGUUUACCUUGGGAAUGAUUCUGCCAACGAAAGCUACUGUUGGUCAGGAGCUGGCCACUGAACGAAAACUAAGUGGGAACACCAUGCAAGAUUCUGUUUCACCACAGUCUUUGGAUAUAGUUGGUGUAAAAAUUCCAACAGUGAAGAUACUGAUGAGAGAAAUCUUCAACUCUCCAGCAGAUGAACUUUACAGCAUCUUCACAACUAAGGAAUUGGUACAGAAGUUUUCUAAAUGUUCUGCUGUGAUUGAAGCUGAGAAAGGAGGCAAACUUCAGAUGUUCGAUGGCUGUGUCAGUGGUGAAUACACAGAAUUGGUCCCAAGGCAAAGAAUUGUCCUGAAGUGGAGGUGUCGAAGCUGGCCUGAUGAACAUUAUGCAACGGUUGCCUUGAAUUUCAAGGAUAUGGCUGCUCAAACAGAACUGCAGUUAGAGUGCAAAGGAGUUCCUGUCUCUAAUGAAGAUAGUACAAGACAAUGUUGGAAGAAGCAGUAUUUUGAAGAAAUACGUAUUUUACUUCAGCAAUCCAAAGACACCAUGGAAUGAUAACAGCACUGUAGUUUUGUUAGGGCAUUACUUUUUAUACUUUGUUAACAUUUGGUUUUUUAAAAAAAGUAAUUUAUUUGGGGGAAGAAUAAAGACCCACUUCUAUGAUACUGUAUAUAAUUUAAGCAUUAUUUAUGGAAUUUUAGUGAAUGAGGUGGUGAAUAAGUCAGACUAUGUAUAUAAACAGCUUUACUUGGGGAAACUGAUCUCUGUUCUGCUUGCCUGCUUGCCUGCAACUUCAGAGAGUAAUAAUGAUUCAGCUGCAGUCAAGUACUACCAUCAUAGGUAGGUAAGCUACAUGAAUCAAUAGGAAGCACGUGCAGUUCUUUAAUAUUCAGUGUAUCGAGUGGCAGAAUGAACUCCCUCUAGGAGGUGGGGUUCCCAUCAGAGGUGAACUGACAGGGAUUACAAAGCUGCUGAUACAUCAGAUCUUUCAAGAAAUGGGGGGGGGGGGUAUAGUUCACAGCCUCUUCAAAUCCUUCAUAAGAGUGCUUUAACUGCAGACUGAAUUUGUUUCUAACUCUGUCAACAGUUUUAGGGAAAGAUAAUUAACAAUGUCAUGUAAUUCUGGUUGGUAUGCACUGUUAAGUCUGCAUGCACUGUACUCCCUUACUUGACCUCAGUGUGAAAUUUAUUUUGGAAGAAACAAACAGCAAUAAUGCUUUCCUUCUGCAACUGUGUAAAUCUUCCACUUACUUAAAUGAUUUAUGGCCCUCUGCAAUUCCGUAGCUCAAACUACAGCGAGCAACUGGUUGUUAGAGAAAUUUGACAGGAACAUAGUUGGGAUAUUGAAAGUAAAGAAUUGUUACUCUUAAUUAAACCACAUUGAGGUUAGCAGGGAUAACUUAAUUUGCAAAUGCUUUAUAAAAAGUGUAUGAAUUAAGUAUGCAAUUAGAAACAAACCGACCAAAAAAAGGCAAGCUGCCUUUGGAAAACGUGGCUGGCUCAAUAAAAUACAUCAUUUUA
Aquila chrysaetos chrysaetos is the source of this 2079-nucleotide messenger RNA. RefSeq names its product activator of 90 kDa heat shock protein ATPase homolog 2-like. Lineage: Eukaryota; Metazoa; Chordata; Aves; Accipitriformes; Accipitridae. The coding region runs from base 100 to 1113 and encodes 337 amino acids. The record is from RefSeq and is a predicted model, not a curated record. Gene Ontology annotation, cellular component: cytosol. The transcript is spliced from 9 exons. Gene Ontology annotation, biological process: positive regulation of ATP-dependent activity; protein folding. Gene Ontology annotation, molecular function: ATPase activator activity; protein-folding chaperone binding.